This is a messenger RNA of Lotus japonicus, 879 nucleotides long. RefSeq lists its product as uncharacterized. The record is from RefSeq and is a predicted model, not a curated record. The coding region runs from base 1 to 879 and encodes 292 amino acids. Lineage: Eukaryota; Viridiplantae; Streptophyta; Magnoliopsida; Fabales; Fabaceae. The transcript has 2 exons.
AUGUCCAACCUUGCAAAGCUUGAAUUUGUGGCUCUUGAUAUCACUGGAAAAAAUUACCUGUCUUGGGUGUUAGAUGCUGAAAUGCACUUAGAUGCAAAUGAUCUUGGAGAUGCUAUUAAAGAAGGAAAUACUGCAUCUAACCAAAUCAAAGCCAAGGCUAUGAUCUUCCUCCGGCACCACCUUCAUGAAGCUCUAAAGGUUGAAUACCUCACAAUAAAAGACCCACUUGUUCUCUGGAAAAAUCUAAAAGAAAGGUUUGACCAUCAAAAGACCGUGAUUUUACCUAAAACUCGGUAUGAUUGGCUACAUUUGCGCUUACAAGAUUUUAAAUCUGUAAGUGAGUAUAAUUCUGCUCUGUUCAGAAUUACUUCUCAAUUAAAGCUAUGUGGAGAAAAUGUAAGCGAUGCUGAUAUGUUAGAAAAAACAUUCUCCACAUUUCAUGCAUCAAAUGUGGUCUUGCAGCAGCAAUAUCGAGAAAGAGGCUUCACAAAGUACUCUGAGUUAAUCUCUUGCCUUCUCGUUGCUGAACAGAAUAAUGAGCUGCUCAUGAAGAAUCAUGAAUCUCGACCUACUGGCAGUGCUCCAUUCCCUGAAGCGAAUGUUGCAACUUAUAAUCAUAAUACUCGUGGUCGAGGUCGAGGUCGUGGUCAGAUUCGAGGCCGUGGUCGUGGUCGUGGCAAUGGCCAUAGACGUGACCAUGGAAGAGUACCAAUAAACAAUUCUUCACACCAGAAGUGGAAGAAUAAUGGAGAAAAUGAAAGGAACAAGGGUGGUCAAAAUAAUAGACACGUUGAAAGCUCAUGUCUUCGUUGUGGUGGCAAAGGACAUUGGGUUACUUGUUUUAAUGUGGAAGAACAACCAUUUCAUGGAGAUCUGUGA